CAGCAUCGUUCUCUUUCGAGCAUUCAACGCCGGUCCAAGAGAAAAGGAUGGGAGACGUGCCCUUUGCCUUCCUCAAGAAGCUCCGGAUUCGAAACCAAAUCGUCCGCGAAUUCUUAGCGGAGUUCCUGGGAACCUUCAUCCUCAUCAUUUUCGGUGAUGCAGCAUUUGCACAAACAGUCUUGGAAGGUCGGAGGGUGGAUGACGUUUUUGCUGUUGUCUGGGCAUGGGGAGUGGCGGUCAUGCUGGGCGUGGCAACGUGCGGAGGCAUCAGUGGGGGCCACAUAAACCCUGCAGUGACAGUAGCCUUCGCAACUCUAGGGAAAUUUCCAUGGAAGAAGGUGGGACAUUACCUGCUGGCUCAACAUUUAGGAGCAUUCGUCGCUUCUGCUGUGCUGUACUUCACAUACAUUGAUGCCAUCAACCAUUUUGACCCUAAUCGCACCAUCACAGGCGAAACAGCCACCGCCUAUAUCUGGGCUACGUAUCCCAAGCCUUACGUCUCCAUCGCCAACUGCUUUCUCGACCAGGUCGUCGGUACUGGCCUACUGAUGUUCACCGCCUUAGCCUGCAUAGACCAGAAAAACUUGGACAUCCCCAAAUGGAUGCAUCCCAUUGUGCUUGGCUUCAUGAUCUCGGCCUUGGCCAUGUGCUUCGGAGCUAACUGCAUGGCACCCCUCAAUCCAGCCAGAGACUUUGCCACGAGAUGCUUUACGGCCGUCGCUGGAUACGGAAGCGAAGUGUUCAGCUACCGAAAUUACUGGUGGAUAUGACUGGUGGGGCCACACGUGGGUGCCAUCGUCGGUGGCUGGAUCUAUUUCUUAGGCAUUGAGCUACACUGGCCAGAUUCUAGAGAUGACCUGAACAGGACGGGAGAGAGGCAUGAACUGACUGUCGCGCUGAACAGUAGCAACGAUCGGAAAUCAGCCAUCUAAUGAUGAGAUACUUUCAAGGGAAGAAUCAUCAACAUUCAAAAAGCAUGCCACGACAUUAUGGAGACAUGAACUAUUGAUAAAAGAAAACACAAACUGCUUUCAUUUACUAUUGAUUAGAGUAGUAUUUAUAUCUAAAAUGGAAUCUCAGUUUUAAAAAUGAGUGAGGUUAUGAUUCUCAUGUUCGUUUUUUUAAACAUUCAUGAAGGGCCGGCCAUGUUAUGAUGCAUAGCCCAAACCUAAUUCAAAUGGUUUAAUAAAUUUUAACAAGAAAUCUUUUGAAUGUGGUUUGUACGACGAUAUGUCGACUAUUCUGUGCCUCGUAUACCGUGGUUAUUUGUCGCAAUUUAAUGGCCUUAACUAAACAUGGCGCUCUCAAAACUCCCGGCGAGAGGAAGUCAUUCGUUAAAAGGAGCAGGCAUCAUUCUUUUGUAAUUUAAUUCAAAAGCUUGUUGGGUUAUAAGCAAUUGAUUUUUACCGUAGAAUAUGGUGUGGUCUCUAACACGACUUUGAAUGCACAAGUCUGAAGAAAAAUAAGAUCAAAUUUUAUUUUUUAACGAAAGAUUAAAAGCGGUAUUUAUAUUCAAAAUGAUCACUACUUCAUAAUGAAAUAAAUUCUCUGAAGUUAGCCCAUUUACCCCAAAGCAUGGUUCGUAGCCUUAUAUAGAAACUGUUGUUGACAUGGACGGAGUUAGAAUUUUACUCGGGCUAAGCUCCUUUUCACUUGAUUUUAUAUCUGAACUGCUUCAUCUGAUAUUGAAAAUUUUUGACCCAAAAGUUGACACGUUAAAAGAACUACUACAUUUUUUCAGCAGGGAAUUGAGAAAAUGAAACUAAACCAGAAAAAAAAAUUAUUAUUUCAACUUUCUACAUAAAUUUAUUGAAUUGCAAAAACUUAAGGCUGCACAAUAUCAUAAUUAUUAAUAAAACGGAAAAAAUCAAACUGCAGAAAUAUUUUAAGGAGUCUUUUCCAAGUAAUUUGAGGGAUUAAUGCUGAUAAAAUAUUUAAGGAGGCUUAGGGCCCUCCCCCCCCCCCCAAGCAUUUCCAUAAAACUACCCACGCUGUCAUCCGAACGAUCAUUUCGAAUUAUUGUCUUUUCAUGCCGUGUAUCAUCAGAGGCAAUAUUUUUUCCAAAAAUCUUUAAACAGAAUGCUGACAGAACUAUUUUAUGAUCUAGUUUACGAAUGGAUGUGAAUGCAAAAGUUAUUUACAUAUUUUAAUACCAGUAUCACAAAUAUAUGCCAUACAAUUUUGCUCGGAAGUUCUAAUAUAGCUGUAAUAAGUUAUUUUAUAAAUAUUGAUUAUAGUUUGUACAUUUUCUUUAUGGUCUGUAAACCAUUUGACAUGUAAAAGAAACGUUUGACAGUUUUGCUAAACUCAGUUGUAAUAAGAUGAAAUACACAUUUGUUUUCA
Molecule: messenger RNA, 2343 nt
Organism: Uloborus diversus
Lineage: Eukaryota; Metazoa; Arthropoda; Arachnida; Araneae; Uloboridae
Product: aquaporin-10-like
Exons: 7
Coding region: 48-770 (240 amino acids)
Biological process (GO): water transport; glycerol transmembrane transport
Cellular component (GO): plasma membrane; basolateral plasma membrane
Molecular function (GO): glycerol channel activity; water channel activity
Source: RefSeq, a predicted model, not a curated record